AUGUGGAAACCAUUAGAAAACAACCCUGAAGUUCUAGAGGCUUAUCUUCAGGAAAUUGGGGUAGAGAACGUUGCAGCAUUUGAUAUAUUCUCACUGAACGAGAUUCCAGAAUACUUACCUCGUCCCAUUUUUUCUCUCUUGCUGGUUUAUCCAGAGAACACUAACACAGAUGCUUCCCGCGGCUUCGAAAAUGAUACAAUUGUAGAUUGUAACACAAAGAAUGUUCAUUGGUACCCACAGACAAUUGCAAAUGCAUGCGGAACAAUGGCUCUUUUACAUGCUGUAGCUAAUGGUAUUCCCGAAAACAAGCGGUUGCCCAAGAGUUUUGCUGCUUCCCUUGUUCAGGAGACGACUGGUUUAACAGCGGAAGAAAAGGCAAAGUAUAUUGAAAACUCAAAGGAGCUGGCUCGCAUCCAUGCAAAGUUUGCCGGUGCUCCGUCUGAAGAUUCGUCUGACGCAGACGUUGAGACGGACUUGCACUUUUUGUGCUUCACCAAGGGAAACGACGAUUAUAUAUAUGUUCUUGACGGUAGACGGAAGGGUCCAAUUCGUUUGUUUCAAACUGAUGGAGACGUUUUAAACGAACGGGUGCUGUCAGUAAUGAGAGACUUGGUAGAAGCCGUGAACUCGCCGUUUUUUUCCGUAGUCGCUUUAGCAGACUCGUAG
Molecule: messenger RNA, 666 nt
Organism: Schizosaccharomyces japonicus yFS275
Lineage: Eukaryota; Fungi; Ascomycota; Schizosaccharomycetes; Schizosaccharomycetales; Schizosaccharomycetaceae
Product: ubiquitin carboxy terminal hydrolase Uch1
Exons: 1
Coding region: 1-666 (221 amino acids)
Biological process (GO): ubiquitin-dependent protein catabolic process; protein deneddylation
Molecular function (GO): cysteine-type deubiquitinase activity; deNEDDylase activity
Source: RefSeq, a predicted model, not a curated record